Molecule: messenger RNA, 2092 nt
Organism: Quercus lobata
Lineage: Eukaryota; Viridiplantae; Streptophyta; Magnoliopsida; Fagales; Fagaceae
Product: tetratricopeptide repeat (TPR)-containing protein
Exons: 4
Coding region: 53-1162 (369 amino acids)
Molecular function (GO): protein binding
Source: RefSeq, a predicted model, not a curated record
AUCAAAAAGCUAAACAGAUAGAGCAGAGGGUAGGAAGGAAACAGCAAAUAAAAUGGAGGGAAGUGUUAGGGUGAGGUUAAUUUGUAAUAUCUGUGAAGCAGGAAGUCGAAGUCCAUUACUUACCAUUAAAGAAUCAUCAUCGUCAUCAUUAUUAUGGUCACCGAGGUGGUGGAUGAGGAAUGGCAAGGCAAACGGAAAUGGAGUAUCAAAAAAGAGAGGAAUGAGUAGUAUGAUUAAGGCAGAAAGGAAAGAGAGAGAGAGAGAGAUCUCAGAAAUAAGGGUUUGCACGAACCGGACAUGUCGCAGGCAAGGCUCCCUGGAAACCUUAGAAACGCUCUUGGCUCUUGCUCCUCCAAAUCUGACCGUCAAGUCCUGUGGCUGCUUGGGCCGUUGUGGCUCAGGCCCUAACCUAGUGGCUCUACCCAAUCCAGUUAUAGUCGGACACUGUGGUACACCUGCUCGCGCUGCCCACAUCAUGGUCCAAUUAUUAUUAUGCGGUGGAGAUGAUGAUUCAUCGGUGGCCAGGCUGAGUCUGGAAGCUUUAGCAUUGAGCAAGAGUGCCCAGAAUGAGUUCUCACAGGCUAAUUUCUCCCAGGCAGACCUCCUGCUCUCACAGGCCAUCAAUUUAAAACCAUUUGGUGCUAUCCAUAUUUUGUAUUUGGACAGGUCUCGUGCAAGGUUAGCGUUGGGAAAUUAUUCAGGGGCUCUUGAAGAUGCCAGAGAAGCUUUGAAUUUUGCUCCUCACUAUCCUCAGGCUUAUAUCUGCCUGGGUGAUGCUUUCUUAGCUAUGGACCAGUUUGAUUCAGCUGAGAGUUCAUAUUUAACAUCUUUGCAUAUAGAUCCUUCAGUUCGUCAUUCCAAAUCAUUCAAGGGAGGAAAGUUUCAAUGGAAUAAAGAAGCCCAAAAGAGCUUUGAGCUGCUCAAAAGGAAGGUAAUGGAAGCUCUAAUUCUUGUACUUCUAGAUUUCAACAAGUUGUUCGAUGUUGAUGGUGAUGCUUCAGGUGUGGGAAUUGGUGUUGUGCUUAGCCAUGAGGGUAAGCCUAUUGCUUUCUUUAGUGAGAAACUGAAUGAAUGCAAGAAGAAAUAUUCUAUUUACGAUAUAGAGUUUUAUGCCAUUAUUCGUGCAUUUGGAUCAUUGGAGUCAUUAUCUCCUUCCACAUGAGUUUUUACUUCAUUCUGAUCACGAAGCUUUGAAGUAUUUGAAUAGCCAACAGAACUUAAUAGCUAACGUGCAAGGUGGGUUGAAUUUCUUCAAUCCUAUUCUUUCUCUAUCAAACACAAGUCUGGUAAACUGAAUCAAGUGGCUGAUGCAUUAAGUAGAAGGCAUUCUUUUCUAAACACCAUGGAAGUGCAAGUAUUAGGCUUUGAAGUUCUCAAGGAGUUGUAUAAUGAUGAUCCAAACUUUGAUAAAUGUGUGGAAAUGUUGUUCUAAGGGUGCUGUCGAUCAUUUCUUGAAGCAAGGAGGUUUUAUUUUCAAAGGCAACAAAUUGGGCAUCCCUCAAUUUUCUUUGCGAAGGGCAAUUAUUCAAGAAGCUUAUGGAGGAGGUCUUGCUGGACACUUUGGGAGAGACAAAACUCUCUCUUGUACAAGAAAACUUCUAUUGGCCCAAAUUGGCUCAUGGUGUUAUGUGUCUUGUGAGAAGUUGCAGAACCUACCACAUUGCUAAGAGCCAUAGUCAAAACACCUAGUUGUACAUUCCAUUACUUGUUCCCAAGGCUCCAUGGAAGGAUAUCAUCUUAGACUUUAUUUUGGGUUUGCCUCAAACUCAAAGAAACAAGGAUUCUAUUGGUGAUUUGUAUUUCAAAGAGAGAGUCAAGCUUUAUGGCAAAAACUAUCACUUCAGAUCGUGAUUUGAAGUUUGUAAGUCAUUUUGGCGUACUCUUUGGAGGAAGCUUGGACUCUUCUUAUCAUCCACAAACGGAUGGCCAAAUCGAAGUUGUGAAUUGAAGUUUGGAAAAUAUUUUGAGAAGCUUUGUGGGGAAGAACAUUAGACAAUGAGAUCUUCUUUUGGCCCAAGCUAAGUUUACUUAUAUUUGGUCCACUAGCCAAACUACAAAUCAUAGCCCUUUUGAAGUUGUUUAUGGUCUUAAU